AUGGCCGACAACGUUUCAUUCACUGAUGUCGGUGAUCCAGGAGGCGGCGGAGGUCAUCAGGGCAACUCUUCUGGAAUGCUUGAUAUGCUUGGAUCCCUCGAGAAGAAGGAUAAGAAAGCAAAGAAGAACAAGAAGAAGGCAUCAAAAAAGAAGAAGAAGGAGAAGACAAAGUACAAAAGACAGAGAAAAGUCGACAGAUAUGAGUCUCAGAACUUCUUGUAUCGUGUCGAAGGAUCAUUGUUCUGUGCUGGAAUCAUUAUCGGAGUGAUAAUGCUCCUGACAUUCAUCAUUUUCGGAAUAGUUUUCUCCGUGAGAACCAAUGGAAACAUGGUCAGCUACAUGACUCCUUGGUGGGGAACUGCGGAUGAGGCAAAGGACGAAGACGUUUAA
Caenorhabditis briggsae is the source of this 390-nucleotide messenger RNA. The transcript has 2 exons. Lineage: Eukaryota; Metazoa; Nematoda; Chromadorea; Rhabditida; Rhabditidae. The coding region runs from base 1 to 390 and encodes 129 amino acids. The record is from RefSeq and is a predicted model, not a curated record.